Pelobates cultripes (western spadefoot toad) is the source of this 325-nucleotide messenger RNA. The record is from the annotation of a GenBank genome assembly. Lineage: Eukaryota; Metazoa; Chordata; Amphibia; Anura; Pelobatidae.
UCCGUAUUCCAGUUUUAUGACCCAGAACAUAAAGGCUACGUGUCCACUGAAGACUUUGAUAAGAUCGUAGUCAGUCUACCGUUCUCCUGCCACAUUCUGGAAAAGGAAAGGUAUGUUUUCAGGUGGAAAGAAGCCCGAUGAUGAUGGUAAAAGUGAGACAAUUAUGACAUUGGAUUGUCUUAUUCACAGUGAUGGGCCAAUCAGUCGCCAAGAGAUGACAUCUUACUUCAUGAAAGCCAGUCAUGUCUGCUCCAAGUUGGGUGUCCGUUUCCUGCAGAGUGUGGUGGAGGCGCGUCUGAAGAAAUCUCCGCUGUGUGCCAAUUGU